GGGGCACGGCCGGGCGAGUGGCUAUCACGGACGGGAGACGGGCGGCCUACAACGCGGCCAUCACUGUAUGCGGCAAGGCUGGGAGGUGGGAUCGCGCGCUGGGCUUGCUCGAGGAAAUGCCGUCGUACGGGAUAAUGCCGGACGUGGUCUCGUACAACUCCGCCAUCUCGGCUUGCGGGUACCGUGCAAAGUGGGACAAGGCGACGGGUUUGCUUGCGGAACUCUGGCUGGCCGGGUUGAAGCCGGACUGCUACAGCUACUCCUCAGCGAUCCACGCUUGUGCGGGAGCGAGCCGCUGGGAGGAGGCCAUGAGUCUCCUCAGGGAGAUGAAGGCAGUCGGGCUUGGUCCGAAUGUCGUGGCCUAUGGCGCGGCCAUGUCGGCGCUGGCCAACGGGAAGCAGUGGGAGCUGGCACUGGAGCUGCUCGACGAGGUGUGUGCCCACCCGGAAGAAUCCGGGAUCCGACCCAACGCUGUCUUGUACGGGGCGGCCAUCCGGGCGUGCUCGAGAGCUGGCAAGUGGCGGGUCGGCUUGGAGUUGCUAGAGAACAUGCACACUGCCUCGGGAGUGACACCGUCGCUAGUGUGCUUCAACGCCGCGCUGCACGGCAUGGCCUCCGCGGGGGAGGGCAAGAGGGCCAGGGACCUCAUAGAGACCAUGCAGAGGGGGCCGAGAAUUACGCGGCCCGACCACUACAGCUACAACUCGGCCAUCGCGGCGUGUGGUCCAGGGGGGGAGGUGGAAGAGGCACGGGCACUACUAGAGUGUAUGCGGCAGCGCGGUACCCCGCCGGACGUGUUUAGUUUCAACGGGGUGAUGCAGGCCAACGUUUGGGGUGGUGACUGGGCCGCUGCUCUGGAGCUCCUGGAAGAGAUGAAGAACGAGGGCCUGAAGCCCGACGUCGCUAGCUUCAACAUUGCGGUGCAUGCAUGCGCCGUGGGGUGCCAGUGGCAGGCGGCGAUGGACCUGCUGGACGAGAUGGCGGAGGCAGGUCUGGCCAUGGACGCCUUCACCUACGCUCACGCCAUCGAAGCCUGUUGCAACGGGGGCAACCGAAUGAUGGCCGUGGCGCUCGUGCGACAGCUGAGGGACAAGGGCAUGCCGCUGCGGAUGGCCACUUACAGCGCCGUCACGGAGGCGUUUGGGCCGGACGCGCUGGCCUUAGUCGGUCAAACACCGCCGCCGCCGGAGGCCUUCUUGUACUGAUAGAUCUCCCCGGGGUGAUUGUGUGGAUACUGCUUGCUGUGUGGCGGAAUACCGUUUACGGUAUGUGUAACUCCUUUAUUUCAAAACGGGAUGCUCGUUCCAUCUGGUGGGCCGAGCUCAUGAAAACGGUUUUUGGUUGCCAGUUUUGCUCCAUGUGGGACGCUCUCCCUUUCGACGACUUGGUUGCGGCGCGGGUUGAGGCCGGCUUGGCUACGACGAGAACCUUCCCUUUUGCCCUUGCUGGCCGCUGUGGUUUGAGCCGGUCAACAUGCCCGGCUCCAGGGGGGCGAGGAAGUGUUGUCAUGCUACAUGCUAUUGUAGUGUUGUGCACCAGGUGGGAAGGCUAGGCUAAGCACGCGCAUGCACCAAUCAAUGUUCUUGUUAAAUCAAUGCUUUGCUAGGCCGUGUUGGUGCUCCGAUGCGCCGAGUGUUCGCGAAGAGCGAGCCGUUGAAAUCUUAAUCUUGUUCCCUGGCUGGGUUGGUUUGCAAGUGCGUAGCCUGAAGCACGCCAGUGACCGAUUGACUGACUCGAGUGCAAAUGAAAACACGAUGAAUGGAGGACAUCACGCCAGCGCUGAACAACAGAUGAUUAGACUUGGACAUGAUGUUUUGGUGGAAGUGUCUUGGACUUGCGUCAUUUUUGUUCUCUUUUCCUUUUGCGCGCCCCUCCACAAGACAAGGGAGGUUAGAUUUGAGCACUUAUCAAUAGCGCUCGUCCACUUUGUCAAGAAGAGAAGCAAGUACUACCCAUCUCACCCACUAUGUGCCAGCUUCUAAUUCUUGGCUACAGGGGUAUGGAAAUUAUGAGUCCCAUCCGUGGCGCUCGUGUGGCUUCCUUGCAUCAUGUGCAGGGCUAUUUGUUGUCUUGUCGGGCGACUGCGCUUCCGUUUCGGUUCAAGUUCGCCAGGUUCAUCUGAUCGAAGUUGCUUGAGAUCAGGGGGGGCUCCGUCUUAUCGUGGUUGUGUAUGAACAAAACCGUGGGAAUGAGAGGGCGAAGUACCCUUGACUCAGCAGUUUGUGCCGUCAGCGGGGGUUGUUUUACUUCGCAAACGCUGUUGUAGACGCCAGUUUGUCAAGUUUACCUACGGUCAAGCUUGCUACGGUACAAGGCAAUGAUAGUUGUUUUUUCCAUGGCGAGAGAGGGGGAUGUGCCAGCGUGUUUUUGUAUGCCGUGUGAACGCACAAUACAAACCAAACCGCCCAUGCAGGGAAGAAAUACGGGACAAAGCCUGUACAAAACUAGCAGCAGACUUAUCGUAAUAGAAUGUUUACAAGUAGUCAUGAUUGCAGACGGUCGGUGAGACGGCAGCAGCAAUGGCUGUCAACGACGUGAGGUCCAACUUGCGCUCGGUGCGAGUCAAUGUCGAUGCGCCUUCAAUGAUGAUGUGCGUUCCUAAUUUGGCCGGAUCAGUCACAACUUGCUCGCGUCUAAGGCCAGACUCGCGUGAGAGCCGUGGGAAUGGGACGUACUAGCAGCCAGUUUGAAGAUGGUCAAUAGCAGCAGCAGGAAAGCGACAACUCGUUUGACUGACUAACCAAAUGUCCCUGUUCGACAGUGCGUGCCACAUAAAAAAACACGCAACUUGACACGGCCGAGCAACAUACCAUACAGCCUCAGCUGCCCAGUUCCACGCAGCGUCCGGGAGCACGACUCGCUAGCAUUCGCACCCACUGCCACGCGUACAUUGAUAUGCAAGUUCGUCAAACGCUGUUUGUACUCCGAAACCCGGUUCUUCCUAAACCAACGAACGCAACCAACCCUCCCAUUCCCCACGAUACAUCAAACCCGUCUACGUGGUGGAACAUGCCAGCCAACCGAUCGCAAUGCAAACCACCACAAGCGAUCUCAUCCUCCCUCCUCUCCCCCCCCUGCCCCGAAUGACCCCUCAAGGAUGAGACACACAACUUUACAUACCUGCCUGAUUCCAAAACCGAUCUCCUUGUUUAACGCCCCCUACAAAAAACCGUUUCGAUCCAUUCCACUUCCACAACAAGCCCAGCACCCCGCCCCUGGAUCCCACGCCCACAAGCCAUUCCAUUUAACAAACCGGUUCAAGAUGCUCAAGAAAAAUAGGUACAGCUUGCACAUCGCGGCCGGCCCUCCGAAGGUGUACCAUCGAGGGGGGUACGUUCUGGGUCCAUCCCCGAAGUUCCCCCCCCUUCCCAUUCUCCGUCACCCCCUCAAACAGCGCAUGUGUGUACUCCCUUUCAUGCGAUCUGCACCCACCCUCGGAGACUUGGAUGCCGCGUGGCCAUUCCCAUCUACCCCCCCCCCGUCACC
Molecule: messenger RNA, 3486 nt
Organism: Ectocarpus sp. CCAP 1310/34
Lineage: Eukaryota; Phaeophyceae; Ectocarpales; Ectocarpaceae
Source: the annotation of a GenBank genome assembly